This is a messenger RNA of Polyodon spathula (Mississippi paddlefish), 1060 nucleotides long. RefSeq names its product beta-1 adrenergic receptor. Gene Ontology annotation, cellular component: membrane; neuron projection. The record is from RefSeq and is a predicted model, not a curated record. Gene Ontology annotation, molecular function: neuropeptide binding; G protein-coupled receptor activity. The transcript has a single exon. Gene Ontology annotation, biological process: neuropeptide signaling pathway. Lineage: Eukaryota; Metazoa; Chordata; Actinopteri; Acipenseriformes; Polyodontidae. Bases 61 to 993 code for a protein of 310 amino acids.
ACUAUAAGAAAGCCCUGACUCCGCUCCUCUCAUCUCUCUCCCACUCUCUCUUGCGCUCUGAUGGAACCUGCAGUGGUAGCUCUCUUCGUGUGCAGGUCCCUGGUGUGUGUGUUAGGAAUCUUAGGGAAUGUUGCUCUGCUGGUGUCCCUGCUGAAGCAGUCCAGCUUCAAGACCUUUGAGAUCUUCCUGGCGGGCAUGGCUUCUUCUAACCUGGUGGAAAGCUUCCUGGUGGAUGUGCCAGACCUCAUCACCGAGCUGGCUGGGCUGAGGCUGGAGCGCUGGUUCUGCAAUGUUUUGAAGCUCAUGUCUGGCGUGGGGGAGACCGGCAGCAUCCUCUUCACCCUGCUCAUCUGCGUCUUCCGUUACCAGAAGCUGAGGGACGCGGCCACGCGGGUCAACCUGCCCACCGUGCUGGAUCGGGUCAGGAACGCCUGGCUCCUGAGCGCGGUCAGCUGGAUCGUGGCGUUCUCCUUCAGCCUGCCCGCCAUCCUCAUGGAGCUGCCCAAGGAGGAUGAGUUUGUCUCUUACGGCCAGGGAAAUGAGACCGACUCCCGUGCAUGCUCCUCGGACCUCUUCGACUGCCCCCUGCUGAACUGCUCGCUCGGACGCCAGGUCUACAAGUUGGCUUACAUGCUCCUGCUCAACGGCCUACCCCUUAUCAUCAUCCUGGUCUGCAGCUUCCUCAUGGUGAAAGUUCUGUACCACAACCACAAGGCCCUAUCGGACCAGCCCCCUGCCCCCGGCCCUGAGCCCCGGCCUGGGCGCCCCGGCAGGCAGGCUGCUUUCCAGAGGAGCACCCAGGCCGUGCUGGCGGCCCUCUUCAUCUUCCAGCUGGCCUGGAUCUUGCACCUGGUGUUCCAAUUUGCACUGGACUCCCAGAAGUUCCCCUACUGGUCCCAGGCGGAUUUCUUCCUCUCUGCCUCCUACUCCACCACCAGCCCCUACAUCUACGCCAUCGGAAACAACCUCUUCAGACUCAAGAGCUGCUUUUAACCUUUCUUUCCUUCUUUCUUUCUUCCUUCCUUUCUUCCUUCUUCUUUCCUUCUUCCUUCCUUUCUUC